UAGUGCUUUGGCAAUUUCAAAAUGGCGUUGUAUUCGUACUGUAGGUGAGGUGAGCGAUUGGAGCCCAGCGACCGGGAUGUGAUCGGCGGCGCGACAGUCAAGCGAAGAGCGGAGAAGCAGCGCCCGACGUCGUUCGACCGACGACGAGUAUGGCGGAUACGAGAAGACGCGUCAAAUUGUACGCCUUGAACGCCGAUCGCCAGUGGGAUGACCGCGGCACGGGCCAUGUGUCGUCUUCGUACGUCGAGCGGCUCAAGGCUAUGUCCCUUCUCGUGCGGGCCGAGUCGGACGGCUCGUUACUCUUGGAAUCAAAAAUACAGCAGGACACCGCCUACCAGAAGCAACAGGAGACGCUGAUCGUGUGGUCAGAAGGUGACAACUAUGACCUAGCACUGAGCUUUCAAGAGAAGGCGGGAUGUGACGAGAUAUGGGAGAAAAUCUGCCAGGUGCAGGGCAAGGACCCCUCGGUGGACAUCACACAAGACGUGGUCGAGUCUGAGGACGAGCACCUGGAGGAGGCCAGUGAUGGCCUGCCGCCCGUGGAGCUUCCCCCGUGCGAGACCCAGCGGCUCGGGGAACUGGCCGCCCUGGUCCAGAGCUGCUUGCCUUCGCCCGUGCGACGGGACAAACUGGCAACCGCCCUCGAGGAGCAGGACUACAUACGGCGCCUGCUGCCCAUCUUCCAUACCUGCGAGGACCUGGACUACCGGGAGGGUUUGUACCAACUAUACGACAUCUUCAAGGGUAUCUUCUUAUUAAACAAGAAUGCACUGUUUGAUGCCAUGUUUGCCGAGGACGCCAUCCUGGACGUUGUCGGCAUUCUGGAGUACGAACCAGGCUGUCCAGCAGGCCAGAGGCGGCGGCAUAGGGACUACCUUCGGCAGGUGUCGAAAUUUCGGGAAGUGAUCCCUCUGGGGAAUCCAGAGCUGCUUGCCAAGAUCCACCAGACGUACCGGGUGCAGUACAUCCAGGAUGUGGUGCUGCCCACACCUUCGGUCUUUGAGGAAAACAUGCUCUCCACCCUUUCAUCAUUCAUCUUCUUCAACAAGGCGGACAUUGUCUCUAUGCUUCAGGAGGACGAAAAGUUCCUGAGCGAACUUUUUGCCCAGCUGACGGACGAGGCUACAGACGAUGACAAGCGACGGGACCUUGUGCUUUUCCUCAAGGAGUUUUGUACAUUUUCACAAACACUACAGCCACAGUGUAGAGAAUCAUUUUUUAAGACACUAUCAAGUUUAGGUAUUCUACAAGCAUUGGAAAUUACUUUGGGCAUGGAGGACACGGUGAUCAAGACAGCCUCCAUCGACAUCCUCUCCUACUUAGUGGACUACAGUCCGUCCAUGGUGCGCGAGUACGCAUUCCAGCAGUCCAACGUGCAGGACGACGUGAGUGGCGUUCCCCCAUUGUUACGCACACGUUUCCUAAGAGUUCGACACAUCCUCGAUGUCAACGACUGUUUGACAACUGAAGUGCUUGUGCCACUCCAUGUCUCUGCAUCUGUAAAAUGUAUAUUGCAUUAACGAUAGUCAACUAGG
This is a messenger RNA of Dermacentor silvarum, 1535 nucleotides long. Its product is annotated as serine/threonine-protein phosphatase 4 regulatory subunit 3-like. Gene Ontology annotation, biological process: protein dephosphorylation; DNA damage response. The coding region runs from base 150 to 1520 and encodes 456 amino acids. Gene Ontology annotation, cellular component: nucleoplasm; protein phosphatase 4 complex. Lineage: Eukaryota; Metazoa; Arthropoda; Arachnida; Ixodida; Ixodidae. Gene Ontology annotation, molecular function: protein phosphatase activator activity. The record is from RefSeq and is a predicted model, not a curated record. The transcript is spliced from 10 exons.